Solea solea (common sole) is the source of this 1086-nucleotide messenger RNA. RefSeq names its product L-xylulose reductase-like. Gene Ontology annotation, molecular function: carbonyl reductase (NADPH) activity; L-xylulose reductase (NADPH) activity. The record is from RefSeq and is a predicted model, not a curated record. The transcript has 9 exons. NCBI's taxonomy places the organism in Eukaryota, Metazoa, Chordata, Actinopteri, Pleuronectiformes, Soleidae. Bases 199 to 957 code for a protein of 252 amino acids. Gene Ontology annotation, biological process: xylulose metabolic process; glucose metabolic process.
GGAAGACAAACAUGUGUCCAUUAACCAUGUGGAAGUUUAAUCUUUGAGCUCACAGCCCCGAGUCUCCUGCAGCUCCUCACUGAAUCACUGCUGCUGCUGCUGCUGUUGGUGAGUUCCUCCAGCUCCUCUACCAACACCUAACCAAACAUAAGUUGAUCCACAGCUGAUUUCUGCGCUCACACACACACGGAGCCGAACAUGCAGAUCUCUUUUGAGGGCAAACGAGCUCUGGUCACCGGAGCAGGGAAAGGGAUUGGCAGGGCCACGGCUCUGGCUCUGGCACGCUGUGGGGCAGAGGUCACGGCGGUCACACGCACACAGGCUGACCUGGACAGUCUAACGCAGGAGUGUUCCUCCAUCACUCCGGUGUGUGUGGACCUGGCAGACUGGGAGGCCACGGAGGCAGCGCUGCAGGAUGUCGGCCCAAUCCAUCUGCUGGUGAACAACGCUGCCUAUGCUCACCUGCAGCCGUUUCUGGAGGUCACACCUGACCAGUUUGACCAGUCGUUCAGUGUGAAUGUUAAAGCUGUGCUGCAUGUGUCUCAGAUUGUGGCUCGUGGUAUGAAGGCCAGAGGGUCGGGAGGCUCCAUUGUGAACGUGUCCAGCCAGGCAUCACAGUGUGCCCUCAGAGAUCAUACUGUUUACUGUGCCACUAAAGGAGCUCUGGACAUGUUGACUAAAGUGAUGGCUCUGGAGCUGGGACCCCACCAGUGUUUUGUUCUGUGUUGUGAUCAGAUCCGUGUGAACAGUGUGAACCCCACAGUUGUGAUGACUGAGAUGGGGCGUCUGGGCUGGAGCGACCCUGAAAAAGCCAAGGUUAUGAUGGAUCGCAUUCCCCUGGGUCGCUUUGCAGAGGUAGAGGACGUGGUGAACAGUAUUCUGUUCCUUCUGAGCGAUAAGAGCAACAUGACUAAUGGAGUCACUCUGCCAGUGGAUGGAGGCUUUCUGACAUGUUGACCAAUCGUAGCUUCACUUCACCGUGUCGCCCCCGUGCUCACAAGAACAAACAACAAUCAGUCUCGUCGUGUUUCGUCAUCAGGUCUGUUUUACUAAAAUAAAAAAUGCAUCUAUUGCACCAACAACUGA